Molecule: messenger RNA, 1121 nt
Organism: Telopea speciosissima
Lineage: Eukaryota; Viridiplantae; Streptophyta; Magnoliopsida; Proteales; Proteaceae
Exons: 4
Coding region: 26-1021 (331 amino acids)
Source: RefSeq, a predicted model, not a curated record
UUCUCUGAUAAACCUUCUUCACUUCAUGACGGUUACGCCGAAGUUAUCGAAGCAACAGAAGAUGAAGAGGAGCUUUAGCAACAGCAGCUUCUUCGAUGAUGACGAAUUUGAAGCCGCUGAAAUCCUGCUUCAACUCCCGCAGCUGAUAGUCCAAGAGAAAUAUGGAUUUGGUUCUCCGUUUUCGUUCUCUUGGGGUACUAAAAGAAGGCGAUCUGCAGCCGAUUCGAACCCAUUACCUCCUCAUCUUCCUUCAUCUCCACCUCUGCUUUCUAACUCCUUCAAUAGCAGCAAAUCGAGCCUCAAGGUCGAGUCUUCAAGUCCUGUAACCCCUCUUUCCUUCUCGCCUAGCGAAUCCGAUUCCAAGCCGGUGAUGGUAUAUAACAGAAAGAAAAUGACGAAACAGGAGAUGCUUGAAAUCAUACAACAUUUAGGAGAGAACGUAAGAAUACUAAAACAGGAACUGCCAAAGACGAUGGCUCACUAUGAAAUGCUGAAACGUACAAAUUCGAUGUUAAGACAAAUGGAGGGAGAGCUAAGUUCUUGCGAGAAACAAAAAGAGCAUAAUUUGAAUUCCACCCCAAGAUCAAUCACGGGUCUUGCGUUGGAAAAAGUUCCCCUUUCAGUUCCAGUUGAAGCAACAGAAGAUAAAGAAAAUGAGGAUAAGGGUGAGCAGCAAGAGGGAGAAGAAGAAUUUCCAGUGAUGAAUCGACAGGCUGAGGUGGUAUUGGAACGUUUGACAUCCGGAUCUGAAACCAUGGAGAGUUGCAGUUUCAAGGAACCAUGCGAACUGAAAUGGGUAUCGCCUGUGAUGUCAUCGGGGAUUGGGUUCGUGAUGGCGAAGCAGUUGAGCCCGCUUGGUCUUCCUGAUCUUAAUUUCUCAACAGAGGACUCUUUGGGGAUUGAUUUUUCUCACUAUUAUGAGCUUAGCAAGGCAGCCAUUGCUGCUCAGGCAAGGAAGAGAAGGAUUGAGAUUAACAGAUACAAAAGCUGCACGGCCUCUGUAAAACCACGUUUCAGAUGACGAUCUCUCUCUGUCUCUCUCCCUUGCUCUGGUUUCUUUUUCUUUCUUUUUUUCGAUUUUUUAUUAUAUAAUAUUAAUUAGCCGCUUAAGCUGAUAAAGA